Molecule: messenger RNA, 597 nt
Organism: Quercus robur (English oak)
Lineage: Eukaryota; Viridiplantae; Streptophyta; Magnoliopsida; Fagales; Fagaceae
Product: OPA3-like protein
Exons: 5
Coding region: 1-597 (198 amino acids)
Biological process (GO): regulation of lipid metabolic process
Cellular component (GO): mitochondrion
Source: RefSeq, a predicted model, not a curated record
AUGGUACUGCCUCUUUUCAAGCUUGGAACACUAGCCCUAAGAACUAUCUCCAAACCCAUUGCUAAUAGGCUCAAAAAAGAGGCUGGCUUGCACCCCACGUUCCGCCAGUUCAUCAUCAAUAUUGCCCAGGCAAACCAUCGCUUCACAACGACAGUGCAAAGACGCUUAUAUGGACAUGCAACUAAUGCAUUGAUCCGCCCUCUGGAUGAAGGAAGAGCUGUUCAACUUGCUUCUGAACUUUUUGGGGAACUUUUUGUGUUCACGGUUGCAGGUAUUUUAUUGAUAUAUGAGGUGCAUAGAAGUUCUAGAGCAGAAGCUAGAAAGGAAGAAAAAAGGAAGCAAGAAAUGGAGGCACUGAAGCAAAAGAACAAAGAUUUAGAAAGAGAAUUGGAAGUUCUAAAGUACAGACAAUCUGCGCGAGGAAGAGGCUAUUUAGAUUUUGUCAAACUCUGGCAGGCCGGUACAUUGGAAGGACAUAAGUGGGGAAGACCUAGUUAUAUGAAUGCAAUAAUUAGGAAGGCUGUUCUUAAUAAACUAGUUUCGGAAGUAAGAGCAUUAAUGCUGUUAGAUGAUGUAUCAUAUGUUUCAUCUUGGUGA